Molecule: messenger RNA, 2987 nt
Organism: Magallana angulata
Lineage: Eukaryota; Metazoa; Mollusca; Bivalvia; Ostreida; Ostreidae
Product: acid-sensing ion channel 1-like
Exons: 12
Coding region: 79-1488 (469 amino acids)
Biological process (GO): sodium ion transmembrane transport
Cellular component (GO): membrane
Molecular function (GO): ligand-gated sodium channel activity
Source: RefSeq, a predicted model, not a curated record
UCAAAGCAAUACCAUCUUCCAUAUAUAAAGAAUAUUUGACAAAUAGGAGUUAUUCCGUAUUAUUCCUCAUACUGAAAGAUGCCGAAACAUAUACCCAAAAUAUGCAAGGAGUUUACAGAAUAUACCUCCAUGCACGGAAUCGGCCGUUUUGGAAGUGCCCAGUUCCUGAUUCAAAAGAUUCUGUGGAUGUUGCUGUUUUGCGCAUGCAUUGCGUACUGUCUGUUUCAGACCUACAGCCUCUACGUGCAAUUUCAAUCAGAACCCACGAACACUUUGAUGAAACAGAGUUACGGAGAAAUCGAAUUUCCAAAGGUUUCCUUCUGCAAUCUCAAUCCUAUGAAGUUUUCAAAAAUGUUGGAAAAUGAAAAGCUUUUCCAAAUUAUCAAUGAAACAGCCACAAAGAAUCAAGUUGAAUUAACAGAGUUCGGACUAUAUCUUGAGAAAUAUCUCAAGAUGUAUCAACCUCAGGCUCCACUGGGCAUAGAAUCUGAUUCUGACAGUAAAAACCUGUUUUACCGGGAAAUGGCUCAAUAUUCAACAUUAGAUGAAGUAGCUCAACCGCGGAAUGAAUUCAUUAUUUCCUGCGAGUUUGAAGGUGUUAAAUGCAAUACAAGUGAACUUAAGCCUUAUAGAGAUGAGUUCUACGGAAGAUGUUAUAAAUUCGAACCUCAGGUGUCAACCAAACAAGCCUCUCCGGGACCACAAGGAGGCCUCACCCUGACACUGAAUGCUGAAAAAGAGGAGUAUAUUCCCUUUAUCACUGGAUCGGCAGGGGUCAUCAUGGAUAUAUCCAAGAAGUCAGCGAACCCUUCCAGCAGAAACCCCAGCAUGAAAAUCACCGGCACCCUGCUGUCGCCACAGACAGAGACGAACAUUGCUUUGAAAAAUGUGGAAUAUAAACGACUUCCUGGGUCCAAAGGGAAGUGCUCCAAGUCAGCCAACAGCAGUGUGGCGGAAUGUAUAGAAUACUGUGUAGGAAUGGCCGCAGCUUUAGCAAGUGGCUGUUCUCACGAGAUUACAUACAUGGAUGCAGCCCCUGCCUGCGAAACUCUAUUGGAAAUGUCACGAAACGAAGUCAUCCGCGUUAAUAUGGAUAUCUCAUACACGUGUGGUUCUUGCAAGAUUCCUUGUCACGAAACAGUUUACGAACAAACCCUUUCGAUGACAAAUUGGCCAAUCGAUACUUACGUCCCGACGCUAAAGAAGCAACUUAAAGAAAAUGGAAUCAAUAUUUCUGCGGAGUUUGAAACGAGCAGUAUGAUGAAGAUCCAUGUAUUUUUCUCCACCUUGUCCACUACAGUCAUCGAAGAAGAAAAAGCAUACACGUUUGGGAACUUCCUGGGCGACAUUGGAGGCCAGCUCGGACUGUGGGCCGGGAUUUCUGUCCUCAGUCUAGCGGAAGUGAUAGAACUACUGAUUCUGAUGGUCGCCGGCUUCAUCACAAGAAAGAACAAGACUGCUGACAAUGCUCAACCCAUCAAAGAAUGAAGUGGUAAUGACGAUUAUUUGUCUUUAUGACACCUCAUACCACCUAAAGUUCAAUAUUUACACUGAGAAUUAAUGGUUUUGAAUAAAUCAAUAAGCUGACAGAGCUCGGCUGUAUUAAAAUCUACGAUAUACAUGUACAUGAUAUGUAUAUGGAAUGAACUGCAUGGUUAAUAUACAUGUUUUAUCAAGAUUCUACAAGGGUGGUAUUCUGUUUCAUUGUUUUUGAUGUAAUUAUUUUGUACAUACAUGUAGCUGUACAAAGUUGUAAUUGCAAUUCAAGUUACAAAACAUAUAUAUGCGUUAUUUAAGAAUGGAAAAUAAGCCAUAUUCAUGUAUGUUGAAAUGAACGUGCAUUUUGAAACAUUAGUGAAUCAAAUCUGAAAGAGGCAUGCAUGGUCAAGAUUUUGGUCAAAUUUUUCUGUUGUAAUUGUUUACAAUACAUUUCUAAUGAUCCACUAAAAUUUUAGUGUCAGUCAAAGAGUUACAAGAGAGAUACAGAACUCACAGUUCUUUGCUAUGUAAACAAGGCUCGUGUCAUGUUUUUGUUACAUUGGUUCAAUAUACCAGUAAAAAUACGGUAGUUCUUAGCGUUUGUCACAUUAUUUUACGUCCAAACCUGGACUUUUUAAAAUGUAAACAACUACAUAAUCUGAGCUUUGUUUACAUAACAAAGAAUAGUGAACUCUCGACGACUGACAUUCAAACUUUGGUUGACAAUUAGAUAUGCCUUACGAAUGCAUCGUUCAAAUUAAAAACGGAAAAAUAAAGUUUGACCCAAAUCAUGACCAUGUCUAUUUAAAUAUGUUAAUUUAUAAAAACAUGUAAAGAUAGAUAUUUUUAUAAAUUAUGUUAGCAUGGAUUUAACGUUCCUGGGAUUAACAUUAUUUUUAAAGAUAUGUUUAAUAUAAUUUCAGAUGUAAGUUAUAUUACAACUUUCAAUUUAAUUUUCUUGUUAAAAACGGUGUUACAAAUGAGACUCGAAACUAUUUAACAUACAUGAAUUGUUAUUUUACAUGUGUUGUAAAUAUACAGCAAAUAUUCUAUACUGUAUACGUAAGACUGUAUAGUUGUAGUUUUUAUGCCAAUCUUAUUAAAAUUAGACAAGUAAAUCCGCUCCUCAACAAUAUAGAAGCUUGUAUAGCAUAUCAUCGUAGUUGAGUUGUUAUUCCUUACAAGUAUUUGACGACAAUUUUUGAUUUAAAACAUUUUUGGAAUAACUUAUGUCCUGCAAUUUUGCAUUAUUAUAAUGAAUUUUAUCUAAUACAUUUGUUCUGUGUACAAUUAAGAUAUGCAAUGUUCAUUUUAAUAUAUAAUUCAUUACCAUUUUUAUCCCUUCCUAAAAUGUAUGUUUUUAUACUAACAAUUCUUUGUUACUUUGACAUUAUUUUUUCUAAAAUGUUUAUUGCUAUAAUGACUUACAAGUAUUUUGUUGAAAAGUACUUUAUAAUACAUAUACUGUGUUUAUUCAGAAUUUCAAUUAAAACUUAUUUACUCUAGUG